Trichoderma aggressivum f. europaeum is the source of this 471-nucleotide messenger RNA. RefSeq lists its product as uncharacterized. The coding region runs from base 1 to 471 and encodes 156 amino acids. The record is from RefSeq and is a predicted model, not a curated record. NCBI's taxonomy places the organism in Eukaryota, Fungi, Ascomycota, Sordariomycetes, Hypocreales, Hypocreaceae. The transcript is spliced from 3 exons.
AUGGCCACGAGCAUGCGAACAAAACGAGUGGCCAAGGAGCGUCAGAAGAUUGAUAAGUUCGGCCUGCCUCCUGGCAUCGAGCUCGUAGACGGCAACGACUUGAAAGAAUGGCUCUUUGAUAUUCGCGUCUUGGAUAACAACCCUCUAUAUAACGGCAACAUCUACCAGCUGAAAUUCGUCUUUUCCGAUUCUUAUCCUAUAGAACCCCCCGAGGUCACCUUUGUAAACGGACCAGCCCGCCCAGUGCCCAUGCAUCCACACAUCUACUCGAACGGAAUAAUAUGUCUUGAUCUUUUGGGGAACCAAGGAUGGAGCCCGGUCCAAAGCGCGGAGAGCGUCUGCAUGAGCAUACAAAGCAUGCUCACGAGCAACAACAAGAACGAGCGACCACCUGGCGACGAAGAGUUUGUGCGCGGGAACAAGCAGCGACCCCGAGACAUAGAAUUCUUAUACCACGACAACACCGUGUAA